AUGAAGGUUGAGUGCAUCAUCUGCGGAGACUACAAGGGGACCAUGUCAUUCCCCCAGUCUCCGAUUACAAAAGAAUGUACACAUUUCCCCACGGCGUGCCUCAGGUGCUUACGAAAGAUGCUGAGAUCUGAACUUGAGCGAAAACAAUGGGAAGACAUCAAGUGUCCGGAGUGCGGCGCUGUUCUCCAGUACCAAGAAAUACAAAAGUUUGCAGACGAUGAUACAAAGAAGAAGCUGGACACGCUGAUCAUACAACGUGCCACUCAAGACGAUCCUAACUUUCUAUGGUGUUCGUCCGACUGCGGUUUCGGCCAGCUUCACGAGGGAGGCAGCGACGAGCCAAUCAUGAGGUGCAACUCAUGCAGCAACUUGACUUGUUUUCAACAUAAAAAGCCCUGGCAUAAAGGGCUGACAUGCGAGCAGUUUGAUGAACAAGAAGCAGCAUCAGCACGCCAUAAGAAAGAAGAUGCGGCCAGUACGGAGACCAUUAAACAAGUUACAAAACCUUGCCCCAAUUGCAAGGUUCAUAUCCAGAAGAAUGGAGGAUGGUGA
This is a messenger RNA of Trichoderma atroviride IMI 206040, 552 nucleotides long. RefSeq lists its product as uncharacterized. Gene Ontology annotation, cellular component: ubiquitin ligase complex; cytoplasm. Gene Ontology annotation, molecular function: zinc ion binding; ubiquitin conjugating enzyme binding; ubiquitin protein ligase activity. NCBI's taxonomy places the organism in Eukaryota, Fungi, Ascomycota, Sordariomycetes, Hypocreales, Hypocreaceae. The record is from RefSeq and is a predicted model, not a curated record. Gene Ontology annotation, biological process: positive regulation of proteasomal ubiquitin-dependent protein catabolic process; protein polyubiquitination; ubiquitin-dependent protein catabolic process.